UCAUGAUAUACGGAGUACAUAUAUAACGACCUAAACGCCGUUCCAGCCCAGAAACAACUCUUUUCCAAUUUGGACCAUGAAACAAACGUCGUACACGCCGCCGCGUUGCGAGAAUAACUCCGGCACUACCUCGAGCGACGGCUCAUCCAAUUCCACCGGCGGUGACAGCGAUUACGCCCUCCUGGUGGCGGAGAAUGCGAUCAUCGUGUUCGGCAGGCGCGGCUGCUGCAUGUGCUACGUCAUGCAGCGGCUGCUCUUAGGGCUCGGCGCCAACCCCACCAUUUACGACGUCGAUGAGGAGGACGAGGUUGCCGUCACCAACCAGCUUUCCCAGAUUAUCAGCUGCACUGGAGAUCCCUCCGCCCAGCUGCCGCCUUUUCCGGUUGCUUUCAUCGGUGGGAAGCUUUUUGGUGACUUGGAUAAGGUUAUGGUGGCUCAUAUCUCCGGCGAUUUGGUGCCUCUGCUUAGAAAAGCGGGUGCCCUUUGGCUUUGACCUACAUCUCACACUCUACGUUUUCUCGUUUUCCUUUACAUUUUUUUAAAGGUCCCUUUGAUUUGUUAAAUAACAACAAAUAUCUUUAUGUACUCGACAUAUAUUUACUUGGGGAGUAAAUAUAAUCCUUUAUUUGCCCCAUUAAAUCAUUUGCAUUUUGUAUAUAUAUCAAUGUAAUGUUCGCCGUUUUUGUUGCAACAAAGCUACUUUGAAUGCAACCAACUCAAUUUAUAGCAAUAUUAUUCGAU
Messenger RNA from Cuscuta epithymum, 741 nucleotides. NCBI's taxonomy places the organism in Eukaryota, Viridiplantae, Streptophyta, Magnoliopsida, Solanales, Convolvulaceae. The record is from the annotation of a GenBank genome assembly.